This is a messenger RNA of Stegastes partitus (bicolor damselfish), 5493 nucleotides long. It is a transcript of the gene sphk2, whose product is annotated as sphingosine kinase 2. The record is from RefSeq and is a predicted model, not a curated record. NCBI's taxonomy places the organism in Eukaryota, Metazoa, Chordata, Actinopteri, Pomacentridae. The coding region runs from base 970 to 3582 and encodes 870 amino acids. The transcript is spliced from 8 exons. Gene Ontology annotation, cellular component: intracellular membrane-bounded organelle; cytoplasm; membrane. Gene Ontology annotation, biological process: positive regulation of apoptotic process; phosphorylation; sphinganine-1-phosphate biosynthetic process.
CGCCGCUGCUGCGUCUCCGCACACUUCCUGAGCGAGCCACCGCUUCGUCUGCCGUCCUGAGCGGGGAGACAACAUGAGGAACAGAGAUCUCUGGGAGGGAACGUGAGGCUCGACUCCAGGAGCAUGACAUAAAACCAAGGACCCGCCUGGAACUGUCUCCUCGUUUGUCUUUUGUUUUGUUUUGUUUGUUUGUUUUUGUUUUUGUUGUCUAGUUUCCCCACCGUCGUGGAGGAAUAUCACUUUAACACUACUGUGGCGGCGGCUGGCCGAGUCGCUCCUCCUGCAUAUCACUGAGAUUCCUGAUAGCAAUACAGAGAGGUGUCAAAGGUCUUGAACAAGCUGCACUCGUCGUACCUCUGUGGCAUUAAAUCACAUUUCUGGCAGCACUUACCGUGCAGGAGACUUCACAGAGAUCUCUGGCUUUGUGGUAAUUUAAGUUAAUUCUCGUGGCCUCCUUGUCCCAACAAGGUGUGUUUUGCUUUUUGUCUCGUUCAUUCUCAACCGAUCUGUUUUUUUAAUGAGAGUUUGUGUAAUUAUUUAAGGAGUUGUUGUUGAUGUCCUGUAGCUGCUCGGCUGCCUUACAUCGCUGCCCGUCAGGCGGCUUUAGGUUGUCUUUUAUUCUUAUGCAAUACUUGUGAAGAACACUUUGAACGACUGACUUGUGCGUCCUGUUGCAGUCCUUCCUGUAGAAGCUGACAGAUCAAACUGUGACUCCCGUUCUGGACUUUAGCGGUUUCCGACCGUCACUGGAUAAAAACUCUGAACUGGAAUCUGUUCUUUUCAAAUGAAGACUGAGGCCCGCGGUGGACCGACCGCUGUGGCGCCGCUGCGACUUGAACUGGAGCGCUGUAGAGGAGGACUUUCAGGGAAAACGUUCUCAGACUGACUUUGAUUUUUGAUUUUGGACUCUUAAAGACUGUAGAAAAUCCGCCCUGAAGCUGGUGAGGCCCGUAGACUUGGUGCACCACGAUGCGCUCUCCAGAACCGUCCUCCCCCUCUCCGGCCGAAGCCCUCCUCCACAGCCAGUUCGCCAGCUGGGGCUCCGGCAGCAACAGCAACAACAACAGCUGCCCCAACAGCCCCGGCGGUCCCGGAGGCCUGUCCCCGGCCGCCUCCCCGACCCCGGCGCCGGCCUCCAACUACGCCUUGACCCUCACCCACACCCACGUCCACAUCCAGCGCCUGUCGCCUCGGCCCGGGAAGGAGGCCCGGCUGCUACUGCCGCUGUCGGAGCUGGUGGGCUGCAGCUGCCCCCGCGCCCCGGCGCCGCCCCUGCUGGUGCUGUACUGGUACCCGCCGGGGAAGCGACGGAAAGGGGUGUCCCGGCGGCGCCAGGUGAGGGCCUACCUGGCGGAGAGCCGGCCGGAGGCUGAGAGGUGGUCGGCUGCUGUGCAGUGUUUACUCAGAGGGGUGACCGUCACUGCUGACACAGAAUUCUCCAGAAGUCUGCUACCUCGUCCAAGGCGACUACUGUUAUUGGUCAAUCCCUUCAGUGGGAGGGGCCAGGCGAUGCAGUGGUGUCAGACCCACAUCCUGCCAAUGAUCCGAGAGGCCAACAUCAGCUACAACCUCAUACAGACAGAACGUCAGAACCACGCCAGAGAGCUCAUCAGAGAGAUUUCGCUCCCGGAGUGGGACGGCAUCAUCAUCGUUUCUGGCGACGGCCUGCUGCACGAGGUGAUCAACGGGCUGAUGGAGCGCCCGGACUGGGAACAAGCAAUAAAAACCCCCGUCGGCAUUCUGCCCUGCGGCUCUGGGAACGCGCUGGCUGGAUCCAUCAACCACCACGCAGGGUAUGACAUGUGCCUUCGAGAGCCCCUCCUGUUGAACUGCUGCUUCCUGCUGUGCCGAGGCGGCGUCCGACCCAUGGACCUGGUCUCCGUCACCACCAGCCCCGCCGCCUCCAACAGCAGCCGAGCGGCGGCGCCCAGGAGACUGUUUUCCUUCCUCUCGGUCGCCUGGGGCUUCGUGUCCGACGUUGACAUAGAGAGCGAGAGGUAUCGGGGUCUGGGCUCGGCUCGCUUCACCUUAGGAACGCUGGUCCGCAUCGCCUCCCUGCGCUCCUACAAGGGCCGGCUGUCCUACCUGCCCCCCUCCAUCGUCGCCACGUCUCCGGACGCCACGCCGCCCCCGCCCAGGAGGCCGCUGUCCCGCAGCAUCACCGAGGGCCUGGAGGGCUUCUGCAGGACGCCCAUCCACCGGACCUGCUCCGACAUGGGCAUCAGCGAGCAGAGGAGUCUCCGCCGGGGGGAGGGGGAGAGGGAGAAGGAGGAGAGGCAGAGGGAGAGGGAGAGGAGGAGGGAGAGAGCCAGAGGAGGAGGCACCGGCGUGGUGAGAGCCAGCAGCCUGGCCGAGGACCGCGAGAGGGAGGGCGAGCUGGAGGUGGAGAUGGAGGCCGAGGAGGAGAAGUCCGGGACCAGUUCCGAGUCGAGCGAGAGAGACGGGAGGCUGGAGAGGAUAAAGGACGAGGCCGACUCUGCUGAGAUGGAGGAGGAGGACCGCGGGAAGGACGGAGGUUCUGUGGAGGGGGAGGGGGUUCUGCCUGCUCGGGAGCUGGGCGAGCGCGACGGGCUGGACAUGGGCCGGGAGGCCGACGAGGAUCCGGAGAGCUGCUACCCGGACGAGCUGCAGGAGAGCCGGCAGAAGCUGAGGAAGAACUCGGCGCCUUCCAGUCAGAUCGCCAACGCCCUGUUCGGCCAGGAGGCAGAUUCCGGGCCUUCGUACGGCGUUGAGGACGUGGAUCUGAACGGAACCUUCUACCAGAAGGAGUCAUACCCGCUGGACGGGGCCCGGGAGCGCUCCCUUACCAUCUCCUCCCCCUUCCGCCACUCGCCCUUCUCCUACAAGCCCAAGACUCUGGACCAGAACCAGAACGCCUCGCGGCCGCGGCCCCUGUCACUGCUGCAGCACUCCCACUCCAACUCCCUGCCUCCGAAGCUGCCCUCCCUGUCCCUGUCCCUGUCGCCCACGCCGCCCUCCUCCCCGUCCUGCGCCUCCCCCCACUCGUCGUCCUACCUCGCCCCCCGACCCAACACCCCCAACUCCACGUCUCCGUCGCCGUCUCUGCGCACGCCGUCCUCGUCCUUUAACUUCGACCUGGCCGAGCCAGCGGGACCGCUUAAAAACCGUCCGUUGGUGUCGCUGCCUUUGAACCUGCCGAGAGACGACCUGCUGCCGCCCCUGGACCAGCCGCUGCCCACCAGAGACUGGGUCACCAUCGAGGGGGACUUCGUCCUGGUGCUGGCCCUGUACCAGACCCACCUGGGGGCCGACCUCCACGCUGCGCCCCAGGCCCACUUUGACGACGGGCUGAUCCACCUGACCUUCGUGCGGGCCGGGAUCUCCAGAGCGACGCUGCUGCGGCUGUUCUUCGCCAUGGAGCGGGGAACCCACCACUCCGUCAGCUCGCCCUACGUCAGCCACGUCACCUGCCGGGCCUUCAGGCUGCAGCCGCUGUCGGCCAGAGGAACGCUUACGGUGGACGGGGAGCUGGUACCGUACGGACCGCUGCAGGCCCAGGUUCAUCCGUCCAUGGCUCGGCUCAUCGUCGGAGACUCCGGGGUGAAGAUCACCAGAUUCUAAUCAGGGAUUGGUCGGGUCGAUUGACAUAUCAGCGCUCUACUGAGUUACAUAAUCUGCGUCGCCGUCCAUACUCUGACACUCUGAAAAUAGCCUGGAUAGCAGAAACUGUUUUUCUAAGGAUUAAUGAAAGGGAUAACCCACCGAGCCACGCGCCACCGGAGCACGACUGCAGGGAUUAAUAGUGAAUUUGAAAAUGGAUGAAAAAUGCGCCUCAUUGCACAGCCGCUGGAGAAGCAUGACGACUGCACAGCCUGGGAUGACAGGAGGGAAGAACAAUCGAAUGUUUGUGGGUGUUUGUUAGUGCCGAUAGUGCAUGUGUUGGAUGUAUACGUCGUAGUAUGCAUGCAGAGAAGCACUACCUGGUCUUUGCCUUACAUUGAGAUGGAAUCAGAUUAAAUCCAGAGACACGUUGUUGUUUAACAUGAAAAACUAGAUCCGACCCUGUUUUAACCUCCGCCAACGUCCAAAUGUCCCUGAGAGGAAUGCCUUAUCUGACACUAGACAGUGCAGCUGUACCUUUGCCCUUUUCUUUCUUACGUAAGGAGCCUAAACCUCCUUAAUCUCUGUCCACCUAUCAGACAUGACAACAAUCUCUGAGCAUGCCACUCGGCCGCACACAAAAUGUGGCCGCCAGUUCACUUUAAUGACACUUUUGCUCGAGCGAGUAAUCCAGUAGAGCAGCGAGAUCAAGCUUUUCAGGGCCGUGGAGCCGUUGAACGGUGACCACGGCUUCUGCAUAAUCUGCCUGCUUUUCUUAGCCAGUGGUGCACGAUGAUGAUGUCAACGAUAUCAGCUUUUGCAGCCUGUUAAACAUAAAAAAUGACUGAACAAGCUUUCUUCGUCAGUGCUUCUAGCCUGUUUCUUUUCUUUUUUCAAAGUCCAGAUUCACAGCCUUAGCCCUCGGCACCGUCGUACGUCUAGAACAUGUCUUUAAACUAGGAGCCUCCGUUCAGUGGGAGGCCGUGCAUUUGUUUUGCACAGAAACUGGAGUCGCACAGAAACCACAACACUAGGACGCAUAGGAGCUUUAAGAUCCAGCUGAAGAGCAGUCAGACGCACUAGAGUUAGCAGAACAAUAGAUGGACUUCAUUACGUUGUCCGCCUGAAAUCACCUAAACGUUGCAGUAAUAGCUUUUUGAAAGGUAGAACUGACUGUUUACAGAAUCACUUAAGAGAAAAAAAACGCUAAAAUCCGGCAGUGCAGACGAGGAGGAAGCUGCACUGUGACAAAAAAACAACACAAAUAUCUGAAGAACAAAAUCAAACAGCAGAAACCUGUCUCUGAUCAAAACCUGCUGACGUCCUCGGAUCUGGGCGACGUUUAAAUCAUUAGCAUGUGCAAUGUACGAAUCAGCGAGAUGUUGUGCCAACCGUCCACAUACUGUACGUCUGGGACAAAUCAAUGCCUUUGUAUGAUUACAAGAAAAACAAAUGAAGCCUGUAAGUCUGGCUGUUGAUCAUGAACUGUUUAAACUGCAGAAAAUGGAGUAAAACUUUUUUUUGCCUACGAGGAUGUUUAUUUUUGCUCUUUGUUUGUUGUUUGUUUGUUUGUUUGAGCACACGAAGCAGCUAGUCUACCAGGAUUACACUGUGCUUACUCAGCUCCAGAAUGUGAGGACGACACGUUGAGUCUAGGCUUGUUAAUUACCAAAUAGAAGAAGCUACACACACGUUGAAUGGAGUCAUUGCCAGAAGGUUUCCUCUGGACGUGGAGGAGAUUCGUCGUCUAUGGCGUCCAUAGCUGGGACCAUGGUGUCGUAGACGGCGUGAACCUGACGGUGCCGUUCAGGUGUCUGUAGUGGAUGAAAUGUAAUUAUUACUAAAAACAAUGAAGAUUAUCUACGUAUACAAUGUACAGGUAAUAGUUCUAUAUGGUUUGGAAUAAAUGUAACUUCAUACGUUUGUCUGGGA